Messenger RNA from Pseudoliparis swirei, 5314 nucleotides. RefSeq names its product receptor-type tyrosine-protein phosphatase H-like. Gene Ontology annotation, molecular function: protein binding; protein tyrosine phosphatase activity. The transcript is spliced from 20 exons. The record is from RefSeq and is a predicted model, not a curated record. The coding region runs from base 1741 to 5118 and encodes 1125 amino acids. Lineage: Eukaryota; Metazoa; Chordata; Actinopteri; Perciformes; Liparidae. Gene Ontology annotation, biological process: protein dephosphorylation.
UGCACAACAGCGUCAUCUGGUGGAUCAGGUGGGGCAGUGUACACAGACUCAACACCUGGUAGGCAAACUGCAGGAGCUCUAAUAGGAGGCCUGUGAUGUCCUUCAGGUGGGUCCAGUCUCUCAAACGAUUUCCUCCUGCAGGGAAAGUCAGUGGAUGUCCUGGAGUGGGUUGAUAAGUGGAGACAAGUGUUUACAUGCUGGGGGACUUGGACCAAACAGGAGCAAACCGAAACCGUUUUGUUACAAUUAAAAGAUAAGCUUCUUAGCAACAGUCCAUGAGAAAAUUAUGGAUUUAUAAGGCGAACGAUUUAAUGCUGUGCUCAUAAAAAUGCCAACAUAAUACAGGAAAUGCAAGGAUUUAUCGUGUGCUGUCCAGAUACAUAUUGUGUACAUUAUGACCUCACAUACUGUCAGCCUCAGUCAGAGCAGGACGUUUGAUGGACGGGAGAACCAAUGGUACCUCAAAUAACUGUUUUUGCACUAUUGGUUGUACUGCAACAGGAUAUUAUUUUAAUUUCAGUCUCACUAAAGUAUUUAAAGAAACCAAUUAACAGAUGUUCUAUGCAAUUUCAAAAUGUACAAAUAUAAAAGGCAUGUAUGGAGAUAUAUAUAUAUAUCACACAAUAAAUGUGAGCAACAUGUUGAAAAAAAGUGUUUUGUGUGUUUGUAACUUUAGAGAGCAGAUUCUUAAAAUGUAUUGCAAAAAAAAUAAUCAUGCAGGCAGGGAGUACAUAUAACAUACAAUAAGUUUGCAUAAAUGCAAACUGAAAAUGCUUUUAAAAGAAGCAAUAUAAAGUUAUGCUCAAAGUCAAAUACAGAAGCUCAUUAUAGUUAUUGCAUUAAAGCGUGAGAUCAUGUAAUCUCAAUGUCAUUUACAACGGUUACUUCCUCCUCAUGUUUCCCCAAUGGAAAAAACAUUGAGCACAGUUUUCUUUGAUAUACUUUAUUGAGCACUGCACCAUAAUAUGAGACCAUAAACACUUAUGACUUCAUGUUCUGUUGAAAGCGUGUUGGGGAUGUUUUCGGUUCGCAGUUCCUCAUCGACGUCCACCACAAGGAGAGCUAUAAAUGUCACUGACCAAAGAAGCUUCAAACAAAUCCGCUGCUCUGUGAAAGCAGCUCAACUGAAGAGACUGCAGCUGGAGACUUCAACGACAACAACAUGAAAUAGCCAUUUCAAAUUUAUUAGAAAACUAAACAGAUUGUAUUUAUAUUGAGGAGCAUUUGAAUGCUCUGCCUGGGUUCAUAAAACAUUCUUUGUCGUCGUAUAUUUGCACAUCAUAAAGAUCCACAGGCACUCACAAACAUGAAACUGAUCAUGACAAACAUGCAGCAGAUGUAAAGUAAUUACCGCUGAUAAACAUGUAAAACAGGGGCCGACCCACUUGAACGACUUACCUUUGACAAGUAGCACAUAAUGACCGUUAAUAAGGAAGUAACAGGCGGGGCAAAGGUCUCGGUGGUUGUACAAGGCCAAAAAGGAGAAGCAGUUCUUUACUCAGUCACUUGGCAAUAUGAGAGGGGAUCAGAGGUUACGGAAGGAGGACGUGGUUAGGAAUUAAAAGUCAACACCACCGGAAUAAAGUUAAUAUUGGACCGCGUCAGCCCGGGAACGGAGGAUUCAUCCGCCGACCUCAAAGCGUUGUUGCUUCUGUCAACACACUUGUGGCUUAAAGUUGAUCCCGGGACCACAAAGGGAUUGUAAAAGUUCAUCGAAUGUGUGCAGCUCAGUAAACCCCAAUGACGAUGGAGCCUUUACCUUUCAAAAUCACCUCACGCCACUUUGUGCUGUGCGUCUUCCUCACUUUACUUUGGUUCGUCACAGACUCAAACCAAACCGAAGCCACAUCGGUCACAACACCAUCAACAACACCAGAAAUGUCAACAACACCAGAAACGUCAAUAACACCAGAAAUGUCAACAACACCAGAAACGUCAACAACACCAGAAAUGUCAACAGCGUUGACGACUUUUCUAAACACAAAACCAGCUCCUGGAGAGGUACAUAAUGUGACCGUGGUGACACAAACUGAUAGCAGUAUAACUCUGAAGUGGGACAAGGUUAACAGCAUCUCAACGUACUAUCUACAAUAUUUUAACGAAGGAGUUUCAAAGGAGGAAUUCAUAAAUGAAACAGAGGGAAGCCCGUCCGUCACACACGUGGUUACUCCUCUGACUGCUGGGAGGAAAUAUAAUUUCACCCUCAUCACGUCUCAGGAUGUCAACAGCACUGGAUACUCAUUUGUAGCUGUCACUGCUCCUCUCAAUGCGGAAGAUUUCAAACCGGUCACACAGGAUGAGACCAGUAUAACUCUGCAGUGGGACAAAGUGAAUGACAUCCUCGAUUAUAUACUUGUGGUAAAUGGAAAUGAGACAAACGUCUCCGCAUCAGAUGGACGUCAAGUGACGAAGAAAAUCUCAGAUCUCACAAAUACGAAUAAAUAUGACAUCACUCUCUUCACUGUGUUUGAAAAUGUCAGAAGCAGCGGAGCGAACACCACUGCAUCCACAGCUCCUCUCAAUGCAGAAGAUUUCAAACCGGUCACACAGGAUGAGACCAGUAUAACUCUGCAGUGGCACAAAGUGAAUGACAUCCUCAAUUAUAUACUUGUGGUAAAUGAAAAAGAGACAAACGUCUCCGCAUCAGAUGGAAGUCAAGUGACGAAGACAAUCUCAGAUCUCACAAAUACGACUAAAUAUGACAUCACUCUCUUCACUGUGUUUGGAAAUGUCAGAAGCAGCGGAGCGAACAUCACUGCAUCCACAGCUCCUCUCAAUGUGGAAGAUUUCAAACCGGUCACACAGGAUGAGACCAGUAUAACUCUGCAGUGGCACAAAGUGAAUGACAUCCUCAAUUAUAUACUUGUGGGAAAUGGAAAAGAGAUUCAUGUGACUGCAUCAGAGACUCAGGAAUCAGUGUCACAAACAAUCUCAGAGCUCACAAGUGGGUCGAACUAUGACAUCACUCUCUUCACGGUGUUUGAAAAUGUCACAAGCAGCGGAGCGAACAUCACUACACCCACUGCUCCUGGAAAUGUAAAUAAUGUGACUGUGUCAGCACAAGAUGAGACCAGUAUAACUCUGACGUGGGACAAAGUCAACAACAUCUCAUCAUACGCUCUACAAUAUGAGAGCAAAGAGGACACCAUCAACGCACCUCAUCAGGACGCAUCCGUCACGCUGGAGGUCUCUCCGCUUCAGGCGGGGACUCAAUAUGACUUCACUCUCAUCACUCGCUUUGAGAAAGUCAACAGCACUGGAUUCUCAUUCAACGCUGUGACUGUUCCCUCAAUGGUGACUGCGGUCAACGUGACUGAACGCUCUGUGACCAACUUAACCCUGACGUGGCGGACGAGUAAAAACUGGAACUACUCUCUCCAAAUAAAUGGGGAAAAUUCCCAGCUUCUCCCAAAUCGGUCCACAGAUGUGAUUUCCCACUCAAUCGUCUCUCUAGAGCCUGGAACAGAGUAUCCGUUCAGCGUGAUCACAGAGUUCUCUGGACUUAACAGCACUGCUUAUAAAGACUUCACAGUAACAGCCAUAGACUGCACCAAAGGAACCUGGCGUGUUACUAACUCAUCAAUCCAAGGGACGAUUGAAGGCUUGUUCUCGAAUGCAUUCGCCACUUAUAAAUCUCAAACUCACGUCAGUCCUGGAAGAGGCGACGUGUCAUUCGUCGGCCUUUACCCCGGCGCGACCUACGAGGUGUCUCUCGUCUACGAAACUAGAUCCAGACACUUUCCACAGUGUCGCCACAGUUUGACGAUCGUUCCUCCGUCUUUAAGCGCUCACUGCGAGUACUGGGACGCCGGCUAUUCCGUCUUUAUCGCCUGGGACAAGCCGGCUGGCGUGUGGACUUCUGUGGAGGUGAACGUGACUGGGGAAAGUUACAGAGUGCGUGAAAAUGAGGAACGGCAUUUCAUCAUACCCGGAUUCCAACCGGCUAACGCAUACGAGGUGUCUCUAUCUUCACUGUCCGGGAACAGAAGGAGUUUUGAACCAUUCGUUUUCUCAUGUCUCACUGAUCCGAGGGGAGUCAUAGCAGGGGCUGUAUUUGCUGUUGGGUUUUUCGGUCUCCUGAUCUGUUUGGCUGUCUUCAUUUAUUUUAAAAGACCAGAUAUUAUCAGCAGAAAAAGGUCAAUCAAUGGUGGUUCAAGAGAAUCCAAUAAAAAGAGCGAAGCUAUUUCUGUGGCAAAGUUUCCAGAUCACUUCUACCAAUUAGCUAUGGAUGAGAAUAAAGGUUUCACCGAGGAAUACGAGAGCUUCAUUCCUGUUGGCACGGAGCAAACCCGAGAGGCGGCUCUUCUCCCCCAGAACAAAGCGAAGAACCGUUUCAACAACGUCCUGCCGUACGACUGGUGUCGGGUGAAGCUGUCCGCAUCCAAUCCCAAUGAAACUUCGGACUACAUUAACGCCUGUUACAUGCCGGGCUACAGCAACAACAGAGAGUUCAUCGCCACCCAGGGUCCUCUGCCCUCCACAGUCAAUGACUUCUGGAGAAUGAUCUGGGAAGAAAGCGUGAAAGGCAUCGUCAUGGUAACCAACUGCACUGAGGGAGGACGGACUAAGUGUGAGCGAUACUGGCCUGCAGACGGAAAGCCGUGCUCUUACGGGGAGCUGCUGGUCACCAUGAGAUCGGAGCAGCGGGAGCCCGAAUGGACAUUGAGGGAAUUUAGGGUGAAACAUAGGUCCAACUCAGAGGAGCACACAGUGAGGCAUUUUCACUUCACUGCCUGGCCGGACCACGGAGUCCCACAGGGCACAGAGGUCCUGAUCCGGUUCAGAGGACUGGUGAGACAGCACAUCGAGAGGGAUGCGGCUGAAGCACCAACCGUGGUUCACUGCAGUGCUGGAGUGGGCAGGACGGGCACCAUCAUCGCCCUGGACGUGCUGCUGCAGCAGCUGGAGAGAGAAGGCGCUGUGGGAAUCAACAGCUUCGUGCACCAGAUGAGACUGAGCCGGCCGCACAUGGUGCAGACGGAGUCCCAGUAUGUUUUCCUGCACCAGUGCAUCAUGGACCGACUGCAGCCGGACGAGAAGAAUGAAGAGAACAUAUACGAGAAUGCAGACAUGAUAUACGCCAAUGCCACUGCACUCCAAGUGCUCACAAAAGCCUGAACUCAAUGAGAUCGAUCUCCACUAAAGUCGGUCUGUUAUGCACUUAAUGAAAAUGUAAUCUAAAGUCUCCAUGCUAUAUUUUUGUUAUUAAAUUGUAAAUAUGCAAACAUUUAAGUCUUAUAUAUAUUUACUGUACAUGAAUAGUACUCUCUCGAUUUUAUUUAACUUGUACAUUAGUGUUCCUCCCAUCUAUAAC